AACCGCGCGCCUAGUGUGACUGUACUGAAGUCGGAAAAGCAGACGCGGCUCAACCAACACGAGAAUGGGUGGCAAAAAUAAACAGAGAACGAAAGGAAAUGUUCGACCGUCCAGCAGUGGCAGAGCUGCUGAUCUGUUGGCCAGGGAGAGUGGUGUUGUACCUGGGUUUGUGGGAUUCGGUGUCUCAACCUCCAAUGAUCCAGGAUAUGUACCUGCAGUACAGGGGGCUGAGGAGAUAGACAAUCUAGUUGAUGCAGACUUCCGCAUGGUUCUACGGAAAUUGUCCAAGAGAGAUGCAGUCACAAAAUUGAAGGCAGUACAGGAGUUUGGAGCAAUGUGUCAAGAGCGUCAGCCUGAUGUUGUAAAAGGUGUCCUCCCAUAUUGGCCUCGGAUAUACUGCCGAAUAUCAGUGGACCAUGACCGCCGUGUGCGAGAGGCCACACAGCAGGCAUUUGAGCAGCUGAUUUUAAAAGUGAAGAGGAAUCUGGCCCCCUACCUGAAGAGCAUCAUGGGUCACUGGCUCAUCUCUCAGUGUGACACAUACUCUCCUGCAGCCUCCGCCGCAAGCGCUGCUUUCCAGGCCGCAUUUCCCCCGAAUAAACAACCAGAGGCCAUCAGCUUCUGUAAGGAUGAAGUCCUGAAUGUACUCCAAGACAAUUUGCUGAAAGAAACAGCUAACACUCUCAGUGACCCUCAGAGUGUGCCAGAGGAGGAGCGAGAGGCCAAGUACAUCCGUCUGUUGACCAGCUCUCUGCUGGCCCUGAAGAGACUUCUGAGUGUUUUACCUGAGCAGGACAGAGAGCUGCUAAAUGAGCGGCUGAUCCAACUCAUCACACAGGGCAAAUUCUGGAAGUACAGCAAACACAAGAGCCCACAAGUUCGAGGGGCAUACUUUGAGCUCAUUGCCUCCAUGUGUGAACAAACACCCCAGCUGAUCCAGGCAGAAGCGGCCCGAGCGUGUUCUGCGGUGCUGUUGUCAAUCGACGACACAGACCCGAUGGUGCUGCCUCCUUUGUGGGAGGCGGUCCUCCAUAUUCUGUCCUGUGUUGAUAACUGUUGGACGCAUGUCAGUGCCAGGAAAGGCAUGAUGCCGAAGCUCUGGGUGCUUCUUAAAGAAGGAGGUCGAGGUCUUGCAACAUCUCUGCAUCCAAACCUGCUGCCAUUUAUAAGCAAACUGCCAGCAGAGGUCACACAGCCCGACCUGGAGUUCUCUAGAACAUUCCUCACAUCCGUCAUUCAGGGAUUGUCCAGUGAGCGUGCCACGUCCAGUCCCUCAGAGAGUGCAGCCAUCAUUUUUGCCACGAUGGAGUGUCUGCGGUUUAUCAUCCUGCAGAACGCCGGAGACGAGCAGGAGCAGAGAAGCAUCCAGAAAAUGCUGAUCUCAGAACAGCUCCUGCCAUUGAUUGACAGAGCUCUGGGAAACGCAUCGCUGCAGACGGGUCCUCUGUUUCCUCAGGUCUCAGACAUGCUGCUUUCCUGGGAAAAGCGGAUUUCUGGAAAAGAGCCUUCCACCUUUCAAAGACUGCUGUCAGACUUCUGGGAGGGUCUGGGUCGUUUGUGCACAACUUGCGUGGACUGCGAGGAGGCUGAGCGAACUGCCCUUGAGGGCAUUGCAUCGCUCCUGCAGAUUAUGCAUAACCCGAACAGUGCCAGUAAACGGACCAAGAAGAAGAAAUCUGUGAAAAUUUGCAUCACAGACCAGGAAGAAAGAGGCCAAGGGGAGGAACCUCCGAUGGAAGCUCCAGCAGUGGAGGAACAAGACCGUCCCUUGAGAAAUGGACACCUGCUGGAUUUGGUGUGCCAGCUGGCGGAGCUCAACAUGGUGUACGUGAGUGAACGAGAGUCGGAAAGGCACCUGCGGUUUUUGUCUCAGCUGCUCGGGGCGUUCCCGAGCCCUAAGGUGUUCCAGGUGCUGCUGAGGCCAGAGGAAAUGAAGCCUGAAAUGGGGCCGGAGCUCAGGCCACUUGCUGAGAAUGCAGCUGUCCGCUUCCUCCUGCAGAGAGUGGCUUUAUGGUUAAAGCAGGAUGGCAGGAAGGACACUGACUUCCUGGUGGACAUGAUUUUCAGUUCCCUGCAGUGCUGCAGCUCCAGUGAUGACAAGACACUGAUCCUCAACCACAUCAGUAGGGAUUUGAAUUGGAACGUGACUCUUCAACUUAUUGAAAAGGCAUGUGCAGACCCUGUCCGUUUGGAGGUGUGUAUUGGCUGGCUGAGGGGUCCCGUGUUAGGGGAGAGGUUGGUGGGUCUGGCUGGUGAGCUGUGUGUGAUGGGUCUGCAUGGAUCUCCUUCUUCAUCAUCCCAUCAUGUAUACGGCUGGCCUCUCAUCAGCCUCGCUCUGUCACAGCAGCACAAUAAUGAGCCUCUUAUUGGUAAGGUGCAUGUCGAGCAGAUCAUUGACAAGCUUCACGCCACCCUGUCAGAAGCAAAGGGCAUGUCUGACGCCGGAAACAUGGAGCCGCUGGUCACUUUCAUCUCUGAUGUGGCUGCCACCUUCUUUUCUUCAGUUAAGGGCUGCCUGCUGCUGGCGUCUGCAGAGGAGCUGCUUAUGACUGUUUUCCAGCUUUGUGCACAAGACCAAACCAUCACCCGCCUCUCAGAUGCUCUUCUUCUGAAGCUUCAGCACGCCUACACUGCCGGCAUUCAAUCAUUGAUCACUCACCUGGGCGCAGGGGUCACAAAGGGUACCUUCCUCCACAACAUUGCUCUCUGGGUUAAGAGUCAGUUGCUCACCACACCACUGACAGUCAAAAGCCUGCAGGUUCUGGUGCAAGCUGUAGAGAGUCUGACUCAGACAAUCGGCUCGGCCCAGAAGACCAGCUGUCUCCUGUCUCAGUUUAUCUGCUGUCUUGCUCCUACUGAAGAGGAGUGGAGCCGCAUUAGACGGGCACUGCCCCCUCAGUGGGUGAGACACCCUCUGCUUUGUGGUCGUCUGAGAGUCACUGGUGAAAAACUCUGCAUGGACAUUUGGAAGUUCAGGGCGUCUAACCGGCUUCCCACGCACCUGUGUGUAAGUGCAUUACUGGGCAGAAUCAUCCUCACUGCAGCUUCACCUGAGGACCUGCAGGUGGAGGCAGACUUCUCUGAAAUUCCUGAUCUCAAACACAUAGUUCCAGAGAUUUUCUAUGGACUUCAGUGGUGUGAAGAAAUGGAGCUCUCACCCCUCAUGGUGUCUGAAUAUCAUAAACUGCUGCAGUCCUGGAGUUUAGAGCAGAGAAUCCUCAACAACAGCCUGAUCAAAACCACUCUUAUAGACAUGCUUUUCACAAGGUCACAAGAAGAAGGCUCUCUCUGGUCACUAUCUCUGGCAAAAUAUAUGCAGAACAGCGAAAUGGACCCAAGUGACAUCAAGGGCUUAUACGGCAAUGUAGAAAGUUUCUUUCCCCUCUCAGAACACAGUGUGAGUACGGUGCAGGCGCUGUGUCCAUUUCUAGCCAGUGAAGAGAGAGAAUCCCUCAUUGCCUUGUGUGUCGCAGAGCUCCUUAACUGGCAGGAUGGAGAGCAGGAUUGCAUCGAUAGUGUGCGAGGCUGUCUGGCCGUGCUGCUCUGCUGUCUACAGGCCGACACGGAUGUGGAGGAAGAGAUCUUGCUGGCUGUCGUAGACACAAUUGCAGAAUGGAGGAACAGUAGAGAGGAGUGGUUUCUCUUCAACAGUGACCUUGGAAAGGUUUCCGCUGCAGGGCUCUCAUUGGCAGUAGAAAUGAUGCGCUUCCUGUGCUGGAUGGUGGAUCAUUCUCCCACAGUCUUCGGAAACACUCAUUGGGAUCUCCUGCUUUGCUCAAUGCUGGCAUGGCUUGAGACUACCAGUGAGAACACCGCUGUAUUCUGGAAUCCAUGGGUUCAGCUGUUUGUGUGUGCAAACUGUGAGCUGAUUGUGAGGCUGAGUGAGUUUUUCACAUCGCCCCCUGCUGGUGUGGAGCAACUUCUUCCAGAGCUGACCUCAGAGUGGAAGGAGUUCUUUUUGGAGGGAAUUCACAACCUUCUGCUCCCACUGCUUAUUAAGAUCCCCACGGACUUUACAGAGCCGGAUGACCCUUUGUUCCCCCUGCCAGUGUUGAGGGCGAUGGGGGAGGCUCUUACGUACAUCCCCGUGGAGCUGCUCACACACAAUAAACUUCCUCCUCGGUUUGUAGCCGACCAGAGGAGCAGUCUGCCAGAGCCCCUCCAGACCCUGCUGAAUACCCUCUCGCCCCUGCUGCUCUUCAAAGCCCGCCCGUUACAGCUCGCUGUCUACCACAUCCUGCACAAGGUGAUGCCUUUGUUGCCAGAGAGUGACAGUGAGAGUGCCAGCGCUAAAUCUGAGGACGAAGAUGGAGAAGAACCAUGCUUGUCUCCUCCGGCAGCGUUGAUGAACAUCCUUUCUGCCACAGAAGAGCUACUGGAGAAUAUUCUAGGUGGUGUGCAAGUGGGUGAGUUUGCAGUGGUACAGGCCCUCAGCAUGGAGCACUGCUGCAUUCUGGGAUAUCUUCUGUCCUGGAAACUCCUUUUUACCUUCUUCAAGGCUUCUUCAUCUCAUCUGCGAGCUCAAUACUCUCUGCACCUGAAAAAGAGUCGUUCUCUUCAUAAACUACUGCUCCACCUGUUCCGUCUGAUGCCAGAGAACCUAUCAGUGCCCGGACAGCCAGCAGAACCCUCAAGCAAAGAACCAAAAACCUUCUUCACUGAGACUUUGUCUCUCUCCCCUCAGAAAACUGAAGGUCUGCAGUUUGAGGUUCCCCAUCUGGCAUGCUCUGUGUACUAUGGUGCGCUGAAAGACUUGCCCGCAAUGGUCCGUCUGUGGUGGAACAGCCAAGAGAAACGUGUCUUCAGCACGGUGGAUAAAUUCACCAGCAAGUACGUCAGCGGCGUCUUGUCUGCGCAGGAGAUCGCCUCUGUGCAGUCCAGCACCCAGACUUUUGAGAACAUGAUGGUGAAAGCGCGUUCUGCCACGCGGGAGGUGAUCGCUACUUACUCUGUCGACGAUAUCUUCAUCGAGCUGGUGAUUCAGCUGCCUCAGAAUUAUCCCCUCGGGUCUAUCUCAGUGGAGAGUGGGCGGAGAGUGGGUGUGGCCGUUCAGCAGUGGCGCAAUUGGAUGCUUCAGCUCAGCACGUACCUCACACACCAGAAUGGCAGUAUUCUGGAGGGUCUGUCGCUGUGGAAGAACAAUGUUGACAAGCGUUUUGAGGGGGUGGAGGACUGUAUGAUCUGCUUCUCUGUCAUUCAUGGAUCCAAUUACUCGCUGCCAAAGAAAGCUUGCCGUACCUGCAAAAAGAAGUUCCACUCUGUCUGUCUGUAUAAAUGGUUCACGUCUAGCAACAAAUCCACGUGUCCUCUUUGCAGAGAGACGUUCUUCUAAGCUCUGUCUCCAUGGACACAAAUAAUAGGUGAAUGACGUCCAUGGCGAACAGCUGACUCAAAAAGAAAUGUUCUGUUUGUUUGUUUUGUACAUAUGAUUUUUGCAGUGCUGCAAAUUACCAUGACCUUUUAGUUUCUGACUCUGAAGAUGUAUCCAACAACAUCCAUCACAAACAGCGAAAUUAAUGAAUAAACAGUCGGAAUUCCAGAAAACAAAGUGCCGGACUGAAUUAAAAACAACUGGACAGGACAAUGAAGGCUGAACAAACAUAUUCCUGGCCUUAAAGGAAUAGUUCACUCAUAAAUUGACACUUUGUCAUUAUUUAAUCAUCCCCCUGUCGUUCCAAACCUGUUCAUGUAAUUUUCUUUUCUGUGGAACACAGAAUUUUGAAGAAUCUUGACACUCUUUUCCACAACACAUCUGUCAAGCUCCAAAAAAGAGCAUCAUAAAAAUAGUCAGAAUGAAUUGUGUGCUAUAUUUAAGUCAUAUGAUAGAUUUGUUAAAGCAAAGGUCCAAAAUUUAAGUUGUUAUUCUCUGAAAUAAAUAUAUUUUUUGCACAUAUAGAUUUGGAAUAACCUGGAUAAAUAAUCACAAAAUAUUUAUUUUUUGCAUGUGAACUAUCUCUUUAAAUUCAAUUUAAAUGUCUAAGGUGGGAAGAUGGUUUGUCACAUAUCUGGUUACAUAAAUUUGCCAUUCAUUCUGGUGAAAUCACACUGCUCAUAGGUUCUGCUGAUGUGGAAAAUAAUGUAUUUUGCUCUGGUAAAUGUGGGACCAUAUGGAUGAUGACCUGUGUAGAAAUAAUGGACAUAGUUUUGGCUUUUAAUCUUAGUUAGAUUAUAUUUUGUUUGUAUGAUGACACGCAAUGCUGUAUGCAGCAAAAAAAUUGUUUGCUAUAUCUUUAGUUGUCAUGGAUUGUGUAACAUGACACACAAUCUGUGGUCCUGAAAUACAGAUGUUUAUCAUACUUUCA
Messenger RNA from Rhinichthys klamathensis goyatoka, 6302 nucleotides. RefSeq names its product listerin E3 ubiquitin protein ligase 1 (gene ltn1). The transcript is spliced from 30 exons. The coding region runs from base 65 to 5332 and encodes 1755 amino acids. Gene Ontology annotation, molecular function: ubiquitin protein ligase activity; ribosomal large subunit binding; zinc ion binding. The record is from RefSeq and is a predicted model, not a curated record. Gene Ontology annotation, biological process: ribosome-associated ubiquitin-dependent protein catabolic process; rescue of stalled cytosolic ribosome. Gene Ontology annotation, cellular component: RQC complex; cytosol. Lineage: Eukaryota; Metazoa; Chordata; Actinopteri; Cypriniformes; Leuciscidae.